This is a messenger RNA of Lachancea nothofagi CBS 11611, 1275 nucleotides long. The record is from the annotation of a GenBank genome assembly. NCBI's taxonomy places the organism in Eukaryota, Fungi, Ascomycota, Saccharomycetes, Saccharomycetales, Saccharomycetaceae.
AUGAAGCUGAAACUCAUCAUAAAUGGUUCAGAGUCGCCAGAAGACUACAAACUGCUGAGAUCUACGAUUUCAACGGUGGCCUCGUUACGAAAAACAGCAGUGUUAAGGUUCACCAGUGAACGAUUGGUAAUAGUGUCCACACCAAGCUCUUCGACUCUUAGUAGCUCGGUUUUGCAUGGUGAUAAUGGCCAGUUAUGGUGUACCAUUCCGAAAGACGUGUUUUCAUCUUACGAAGUAGUCAGUGCUCGAGAUCUAAAUACAAUCACGAUGGAGUGCAGUUGCGAUGUCUUGCAAAACAUCUUCAAGAAGUAUGACAAAUCUAUCAACCAAGGCAACGAUGGCGAUAUGACUAUUAAGCUGCAAAGUAUGCCCGAAUGGAACGUCUCUGUAUCAUCGAACUUGGAGAGCGGCAAGGGUACCACUGCGGCCAAGACUAAUCCUGUGUGUGCACUGGGCGUUACCUUCGAAGAAGUCAUAAAUACCAAUAUGGAUGCAAACGCUGCUGUGAAAGCGGGUGGACAUGGCGAUGCUAAUGCUACCAAGAUCAUUUCCCAUUCGUUCAAAGUUCCGACCAAGCUCCUCUUCCGCGCCCAGGAUGCCAAAAUUCGAGAGCCUAUGAUCAACUACACACAGCUUAUGAUGUACAGACUGCCGACACCGUUGGGAGAAUGGGGCCGUGGGUUUCAAAGUUUUAUUCGGCGCAUAGAGCGGUAUUCAAAUGUGCACAACAUAAAGCUCAGCGGUAAAAAGUUCUGGCAGGACGACAGCAACCAUUCAAAUGACCACGAACUCAAAAUAAUUGUUAAUGAAUUGGAUUGGUAUCUUGAAAUAUGCUGGAAUGGACCGCUAGAUGCGAUGAUUCAACCACAAGAUAGAACCCAGGAACCUCCCGCAUCUCCGGCAGAGCAGAUGGCUGUUGACGUGGAGAUCGAUGUUGAAGAAACGCGCGAUCAAAGUCUGUUUAUCGAAGAAAGUGCUUCCAUAGACGAUUCUCAUGCGGAAACUACGGUUGACGCGAACGUCAAGGAUAAGACUGUUGAUCAGACUAACAACGAGUCGCCAUCUAAGCAUGAAGUUGUAAUACGAAGCAAAGAUUGGAAAGUUUGUUCAAAGCUGUAUGAAGCCUUCGAAGAAAUCGUGUUAGCUAUAUCCCAUGAUGAAUCGUGUGUGUUUCAUUGUACGCUCCCUCGGGGAAAUGUUGAAGACGAAGAAGGAGAGCAUCCUCGCGAACAUGGCCAGGUCAUAUAUUAUAUGGCAAGGGUAAGGAAGGUCUAG